GUAGGAAGAGGAAGAGGGCGUGUGGGUGUGUGUGUGUGGUUUGGAGGAGGUGGGGGUGAAGAAUGCUUGGUAUGUGCGGACGACAACAACAUGAAAGGCGACGCGCGUUCCGCGUAACCGACCGUGCGCCUGCAAAUCAAACGCAAAAGCACUUUGCAGCCGCUUAUAAACCGACCCGCAGACGCCAGGCGUCUCGACGCGCCUUUGUCCCCCGAAAACAACCGCCCAGGCGAAGCGGCGCGAGGCGGCCACGCACUUUAUUUGAUGUGGAACACCCCGCGGAGGCGGAGAUGGUUUGGUCGGUAGUAGGUGGGACCGCCGAGCGGUCUGCAGCAGGACGUCGUAGAUCAGCGAAGCGGACCGAAGGGUUGCUCCAUCGCCCGGCGCGCAUCUGACGGUGUGGAUGUGUCAGCUUGUACCUAUGCAGGAGCCAGGCUCGUCUUCUCUUCUUUUCACUGUUACCGAGCAGCCCGCUCGCCGUGCGGAUGUUUUAAACCGACUGGCUGUUUCAUAGGCUCCCGUAACACCGCCCGGAUUCACGUCUCCAGCGGCUCCUCUUUGCGAAUUUUUUUUUUGGAGCGGGGAAAAAUAUAUAUAUUCACAUCUAUAUAGGCUAUAUAUAUAUAUUUACAUCUAUAUAUAAAACCUCCAGGAUGAUCUUUGCAAACACAGGCAACCCGCUGAAGACAGCCAAUCGCAAACAGUCCUACCCCAUGACUCCGUCCAGUCCCAGCAGCAGCAACAGCAGCAGCAGCACAGGCCUGGAGCAGCUCAGCAAAACCAACCUGUACAUCCGCGGCCUGCCCCCUGCCACCACAGACCUGGACCUGGUCAAACUCUGUCACCAGUACGGGAAGAUUCAGUCGGCAAAGGCAAUCCUGGACAAGACGACCAACAAAUGUAAAGGUUACGGCUUUGUGGACUUUGACAACCCGACGGCUGCUUUAAAGGCAGUACAUGCUCUAAAAACAAGCGGCAUACAGGCCCAGAUGGCGAAGCAACAGGAGCAGGACCCCACAAAUCUGUACAUUUCCAACUUGCCUCUCUGUGUGGACGAGAAAGAGUUGGAGAACAUGCUGCAGCCCUUCGGCCAGGUCGUCUCCACGCGGAUCCUCCGGGACUACAGCGGCAACAGCCGAGGCGUGGGCUUCGCCAGGAUGGACACAACAGAGCAGUGUAACGCCGUCAUCUCCCACUUCAAUGGGAAGUUUAUCAAAAUCGCUUCUGGAACUCUGGCUCCCUCUCAGCCCUUGCUGUGUAAGUUUGCAGACAGUCAAAGGAAGAAACAUGCUCACAGUGGAUUUGUUCCCAAUGGACAGACAGGAGAUCUCAGACUAGGUGCAAUGACUCUGACCUAUGACCCCUCUUCAGCAGCUAUACAGAAUGGGUACUACCCAUCUCCGUAUCCAGUGAGCAACCGCAUAAUGACGGUGCAGCCUGCGAUGUCUCCCUACAUGUCUCCAGUCAAUGCUUACCAGGUACAGAGUCAUUCUUGGGUGGCACAUCAACCAUAUAUCAUGCAACACCCGGGUGCUGUGAUGUCUCCCUCUGUGGAUCCCUCCAUGUCACUGCACCCUUCAGCCAUGAUUACUCAGCAGAUGGGCCAGCUGUCACUGGGAAACACUGGAGGGUAUAUUUCAGCCAACCCUGGUGUCCAGGGAGCUUACAUGCCUCAGUAUCCUCCAAUGCAGGCUGCACCUGAGAAUGGCACGCCGCAACAAGUGGAUUCUUCCAAUAACUCGUCUCCUUACAGUCAACUCAGCAAGUAAUCACAGGUUAUAGAUUCCCGCCGUGUGAGCGAGAGGGCGGGAGGGAGAUUGCCGAUGACAUCACAGUAGAAACAAUUGCCGCCUUCUCUGAUUGGACCAGACACAUGAACUUUUUUGCACAGCCCCGACGUUUGUGGUGAAAAAAGGAGGACAGUGUAAAUGGACUCAAGCAGUUGGCUAAUCACAGGAAGAAAAAAAAAAAAAAGAUUUAUUUUGAUAAAAAACAACAACAUGCUCUUCUUUUUUCAAGGAUUCUCAAACAAAUGCCAGAGGACCCCCCUCCCUCCCCCCACCUUCCCCUCCCACUCCUCCCCCAGUAUGAUGUGAUAUUAUAAUGCAUGAGAUUGAGAUAGUUUACCCCCCUCCAACGUGUCUAGGAUUUUAUAGUUCCUUUGUUUGUGAUAUAUGACAAACAACUUGCAAAACUUGAAGUUUGACGUUUUAGAAUAUCUCAAUUUUGGUUUUCAGCAUUGCCACAUAAUAGCUUACAAAAUCAAUCCAUGUUCGACUGUACCAGACAGCUGAUGCAGAUGACCAUUUCAUUAGGGAAUUAAUUAAUCUAAUAUUGGAAAAGGUGCCUUCCUUACGUCACAUCUAACAUUCUCCAACAUUGUUUCCAUCGAACUUGAUCAGGUGUCAUAUUUCUAUCUGAUUGAUCAAACGUGUGUGUGUGUGCGUGUGUGUGAAAUGCUUCGCUAUCUAGUAGCAAUAAAGACAAUGAGAGUCCCACGGCAAUACUGAGAAAAAAACAACCCUAUGGUCACAGUCUCAGAGCAAGGUAACCCCUUAUUUUCCCUCUUUCCUUUUCUAGAAAAUUGUCGUGAUAUGAAACAAAAGAGCCGUACUUUUAGGAAAUUACAAGUUUUACACCCAACGGACAUCUUUAAAGGAGGGUUAUUUUUUUUUUUUCUCUUGUGGUCAGUUCGACCAGUGAUCUACCUCAUGGUUCUGCCGGAGUCGGCUGGUGUUGUGGGGUUUGCAGGUAAAGCCCCCCUUUUUUGUUCACCAGAGCGGACGAAGCAGAACAAAAGCCACGCUCGGGAGCUGGCCCAAUGGGACUUCUGCCCGCCUCGUCUCCCACAUGCACCGUCUCUCCCUCCUCAUCUGCAAAGGAACGCUGUGCUUUGGUUCGUCUGUACUCGUCAUUGCUUCCGUUCUGGUGUUUCUUUUUCCCCAGCGCGAUGAGCGCUGUCCGGCUGUGAGGCGGCUGGUUUUACGAUGCGCUGGCUCAGUGCGUUUAGUUUGCCCAUUCUUCUGCCUUUGCCAUUCAUGACAGAUCUUUAGAUGACUCACCACGUUCCCGUACCCUUUUUUCUUUUUUUCUCUUGCUUUCCUUUUUGAAAAAGACUCAAAGCAACAAUCUUUGGUUCUACUGUUACUGUAAAGUUUUCCAAUAACAACGCUAGCAUUUAGCCAAAUGUUGGUCAUUUUGUUUUACACCAGCUUAAUAGUACACAUGCCAACCAAUUUGCAUCGGAAAUUCAACAAUUGUGUCUGAAGUACUUAAAGAGCCGCAGUAUUUCAUAAGAAUAGGAUGCUAGUUAAUAUCCCAUGAUUGACAGCAUGUGUUUCAACGGUUUCACUUGUCAGAAUGAGAUUUGUAAAUUAUAUAAAUUCAGGGCCAAACGUGAAAAAUAAGUGAGUGUUAUUGUUUGCUUUGCAUUUGUUUUCUUUUAAAUUGGUGAUUUCUCAUGUAAAAAACCCUAUACACUACUAUGAGACAAGAAAAAAGGUGAAAGCUUAAUGGUCGCGGUGCUGUUCUCAGAUCAAUAGUACUGUAGCAGCAAAUGCUCACCUUUGGAAAAUACAAGCGGUAACCUGAUUGUGCUGUGUGUACUUCCCCAUGCUGAACAUUUCUUGCAGGAAAAAAAUGUAAAAAGGAGAAAAAAAAUCUUGUACAUGUUAUCGUCAUUGCUUCCCCCUUCACCUUCAGCUGAUUUUCAAACAACCUUCUCCUUGCUCUCCCCUUCGAAAACAUUGGAAUAAGAACAAUGCUGAAUAAAAGGCUCUUCUCUUUCUCA
Gasterosteus aculeatus aculeatus (three-spined stickleback) is the source of this 3790-nucleotide messenger RNA. RefSeq names its product RNA binding motif, single stranded interacting protein 1a (gene rbms1a). Gene Ontology annotation, molecular function: mRNA binding. The record is from RefSeq and is a predicted model, not a curated record. Gene Ontology annotation, cellular component: nucleus; ribonucleoprotein complex. NCBI's taxonomy places the organism in Eukaryota, Metazoa, Chordata, Actinopteri, Perciformes, Gasterosteidae.